Drosophila busckii is the source of this 1319-nucleotide messenger RNA. Its product is annotated as skin secretory protein xP2. The transcript has 4 exons. Bases 117 to 1187 code for a protein of 356 amino acids. The record is from RefSeq and is a predicted model, not a curated record. Lineage: Eukaryota; Metazoa; Arthropoda; Insecta; Diptera; Drosophilidae.
ACUUCAGUGUCAAGUUUAGCUCCUGCUGUGAUCCCAUCCAGUGCGCGUUCGCUAUCUAAUAAACAUUUCAAACAACUCAAAGGACUUAAAGCCCAGUGUACAAACAAAAGCUCAAUAUGAAGUUCUGUGCAGCAAUUGCUUUGUUGGUGAUCGUCGGCUUUGUGGCAAGCGGUGAUGCUUUGCCAGCCAGAAAAAAUCGGCAAUUCCUUAUUCCAGGAAUGGUGUACUACCAGCAGCCAGCCGCCGCUGAAUGGUACGCAGGUGCUCCCCAGCAGAGAAUCAUGUACAUGCAGUAUGUGCAGCCAGGACGCACCCAUGCCCGCUCCACUCAGGCGGCCAGCGCACUUGUCGCUGGUGAAACUGUUGCCACUGGCACUUAUCUGAAGGAAGCCGAUGUUGCUGAUGUCAGCGCUGAGGGCAGCCAGGACGAUGGCGCCUAUCUGCAGGCUAACAAAGAUUGCAAUCAUCCAGAAUCCGAUGUGCCAGCUGUUGCUGAGGUCGAAGCUCCUGCUCCCGUUGAAGAUGCUCUGAGCGCUGCCGGUGCCCAUGGUGCCAGCUCCUUGGCCGAAGCCUAUCCCGAUGAGGCACCCGUUGUGCAGACAACCGUUGAGCAGGCCAAGAAGCCACGUGAUUACAACUUUGCCGCUGCUGAGGAAGCCGCUGCACCAGCUGCUGAGGAGCCAACCGCGCCAGUUGAGGAGGAGCUGCCAGCACCAGCACCAAUUGCCCCAUUAGCACCUGUGCCCGUGCCCGUCAACCGUUAUCUGCCAUCCAAGAAAAAGAUCAUUGUUGAGCUGGAUCAGUCCGCUGAGGAUCUGGAGGAAACUCAGGCUGCUGCCAUUGAAGAUGAGGAGACCGAGAACGCCGUUGAUGACGAAGAGGAUGAGGAAGAGUUGGCCGUGCCAGUCAAGCCAGUGCGCAAGAAUCCAGUCCGUGUGCCCAACGCUCGUCGUCCAGCUGCCAAGCAGCCAGCCGCUCCUGCCAAGCCCUCAAAGAAGCCCGCUCCACUGCCCGCUGGCACCUUCUUCCCCAUUGACUUUGGUGGCACCAACGGCGGCGCCAUUGCCAUUGCCAACUCCUUCAGCACCGGCGAGGGCGGCUCUGCCACUUCCCACGCCAUUGCCUACGGCUCUCCCGAUGCGGCACGCGCUCGCGUCCGUCCCGGCACCAGCAAGCGUCGUCAUUAAGCCCAGAUAACUUCCACAUUGACCAGCCAGGUGUAACAAUAUUUCCAUCUCUGUAAGCAAAGAGUUUUGAUAAUUUAGUCGAAUUGUAAACGUUUUGAGCUCUUUUUUAAAUAAAAAUUUCUUUUGUUUUUG